Molecule: messenger RNA, 549 nt
Organism: Caenorhabditis briggsae
Lineage: Eukaryota; Metazoa; Nematoda; Chromadorea; Rhabditida; Rhabditidae
Exons: 5
Source: RefSeq, a predicted model, not a curated record
GGAGAAACCUGUAUGAGCGUCACAUUUCAAGUUGAAAUAUUGAACGAGCAGAAUAACAACAGUGUUCCAAUUGAUUUCCAUCUUCCGUCUGGUGUUAUUAAAGGAAAAUGUGCGGCUGAUCGGAAAAGCGAGGCAGUGAUUUCUUCUACCAUUGAGGAAGCAGACGGAAGACUCAAAACGCUGAAAUUUGUAUUUCGCACGUGUUUAGGAAGUUCUGCGGUCUUCGAAUCUGAUAACUCCUCGGUUAUUUUCUCGGCUCCUCUGACUCAAAAAUACGUUUGCGAGGAUCGUAUCAAUGUGACUCUUCACACUUCCCUAUUCUCGUUAUGUUUUCCCCUGAAAUCGAUGUUCAACCCUAUGGUCCAAAGAGUAAUUCGGACUAGAAAACGAACACUUUCGGAAUCUCUCCAACACCGUUCAACCGUUUUUUGUGGCGUCGUUUUGGCGAUUUCCUCUAUCGCCCAUAUUGUUGGUCACAUGCUUCGUCGCCAUUUCAUGCCCCAUCGAAAAGAGCUUUAUGAGAAUUUGGACAGACUUCCAGCCAUCUAG